CGUGAUGCACUCCCUGGUCCAGCAGGAGGUCCGCGCCUUCUCCCGGGCCAAGCUGCGGAAGCAGCGCACCCGGGUCACCACGGUGACGGGCCGCAGGCUGCUGGAGAGGUGGGAGGAUGCUCGCGGUCACGUGGUCGAGGCAGUGGAGCCCCGCGCCGCGGAGGCCUAUGGGUACGUGCGGGACCUCAGCCUCGACCUGCAAGUCGGAGCCGUUCAGCCCUGGCUGCUGCUGGGAUCUCAAGAUGCCGCUCAUGACCUGGACACCCUGAAAAAAUACAAGGUCACCCACAUCCUCAACGUGGCGUACGGAGUAGAGAACGCCUUCCUCGGUGAUUUCACGUAUAAGAACGUUUCCAUCCUGGAUCUGCCCGAGACCAACGUCCUAUCUUACUUUCCAGAAUGCUUUGAGUUUAUUGAGGAAGGCAGAUCGAAGGGCGGGGUGGUCCUCGUGCACUGCAACGCCGGCGUCUCCAGGGCCGCGGCCGUGGUCGUCGGGUUCUUGAUGAAGAGCGAGGGGCUGACUCUGACGAGGGCCUUGGCGGAGGUGAAGAGCGCCAGGCCGGCGGCCUGUCCGAACUCGGGCUUCAUGGACCAGCUGCGCGGAUACCAACGGGCCGAGGACGGCCAAUAGGCCGGGGCGACCCGAGAAGACGAGAGGACGGUUCGUGGGAUCGGUCCAUCCGUCAGUGCUGUUUAUUGAGCGCUUCCUCUGUGAGGAGCACCGUUCUGAUCCCUUUAAUCUGGGUCCCCGAAGCCGGGAAGAUUCAUUCGUUCAUUCAGUCGUA
Messenger RNA from Ornithorhynchus anatinus (platypus), 785 nucleotides. It is a transcript of the gene DUSP19, whose product is annotated as dual specificity phosphatase 19. The record is from RefSeq and is a predicted model, not a curated record. Gene Ontology annotation, molecular function: JUN kinase phosphatase activity. The transcript is spliced from 4 exons. The coding region runs from base 5 to 631 and encodes 208 amino acids. Gene Ontology annotation, biological process: protein dephosphorylation; regulation of MAP kinase activity. Lineage: Eukaryota; Metazoa; Chordata; Mammalia; Monotremata; Ornithorhynchidae. Gene Ontology annotation, cellular component: cytoplasm.